Molecule: messenger RNA, 372 nt
Organism: Pteronotus mesoamericanus
Lineage: Eukaryota; Metazoa; Chordata; Mammalia; Chiroptera; Mormoopidae
Gene: ASIP
Product: agouti signaling protein
Exons: 3
Biological process (GO): hormone-mediated signaling pathway; positive regulation of melanin biosynthetic process; melanosome organization
Cellular component (GO): extracellular region
Molecular function (GO): neuropeptide hormone activity; melanocortin receptor binding
Source: RefSeq, a predicted model, not a curated record
AUGGAUGUCACCCACCUGCUCCUGGCCAUCCUGCUGGUCUGCCUGUGCUUCCUCACUGCGUGUAGCCACGUGACAACAGAGGAGAAGCCCAGAGAUGACAGAUGCCUGAGGAGCAACUUGUCCAUGAACCUGUUGGAUUCCCCCUCUCUCUAUCGUGGGUAAGUAGCCUGGCCUGGGGCCCAGCUUCUGGCACUAAACAAGAAAUCCAAGAACAUCAGCAGAAAAGAGGCAGAAAAGAAGAGAUCUUCCAAGAAAAAGGCUUCGAUGAUGAAGGUGGUGUGGCCCGGGGCCCUGUCGCCGGUUCCCUGUGUAGCCACCUGCAACAGCUGCACUCAGCUGGUGCCCGCCUGCAGUAACCCCUGCGCCUCCUGA